AUGGCAGACUUUAAUUUCCCCGGAGUCGAUCUUAGUGAUCCUUUUCUUCCAUCUCCCGGUUCAAUAUCUGUUUAUAGUCCCUUCGAAUAUAGUCCUCCUAAAGUCGCCGUCAAACCACCUCAUGACUACGGUACAUUUAUCUAUCCUCUCACACCUGUGGAUGAAAGACCUGGUCUCAUCUCAUUGCCUUUAAGAUCUCGAAAUUGUUCUUCAAAUGCACCUCCGUCUCUUUCGUUCUCUCGUUCUUCUAGCACAUCGUCUAGAUUUUCCUCUUCCUCGUCUGCAUCAAGUAUCAACUGUGAUCGGUUAUCAAAUACCAAGUGGGCACCCCCUACUUCUUUUCCUCACUUUGUAUCAUUGCCAUUGGAUAUUCAGAGAACGAUUUGGAGACAUACAUUACCCGAAUCUCAAAUUAUCGAAAUACAUCAAUACACCAAAUCCACACCACGAUCAUCCUCUUCCUUCUCAACUACAACGCAACAAGAUAAAGAACCCCUUCCAUCUUUAACAACUCAUAAUUCCCUUCCGAUCGCCCUACAUAUAAACCGCCUUUCUCGUCGCCUUGCUCUCUCUAUCUUGACUCCCCUCUCCUUCGCUCACCCUUACUACCUCCCUUCGAAUCCAUACGCUUACAUAAACUAUGUUCAAGAUACCAUAUUCAUCUCUUCUCAAAUGCUCUACUCCGAUCUCGGAAACCAUAUCUUGUAUUCGAGGGACUUACAUAUGAUUCGAUACUUGGCCCUACAGUUUGAAGUAUGGUGUGAGUUACUUGGCGAUAAUCAUUUUGUUAAUGCACUUUUGGAGAUGGAGGGACUGGUGAGCAUUGAGAUUAUUUUUGAGAGACGACCGGGAUCAAUUUCUUCAUGUUCUAGUCUUUCAUCAAAUAACGAAUCAUCAAUGUUAUCAAGACAGCUCGAAGAAUCGAUGAUGAAUUGGGGAAUUACACAUCAAGCUCAAGAUCUUAGCUUCGUAGAACCAACAAGAAACGAAGAAAGAAACUUGAAAGUUAUAUUCGAAAGGGAAUGCGAAAAGAAGUGGUUGUGGGGAAGAGUGAGUGGAUGGGAGGAUGUCAGUGGAAAAUUGAGGCUCAGAUGGAAAGAAGAAGAGAGUAGAAGCAUGAUGCAGAGUCGCAUUCACAGAGACACAAACGAUUAUGAAAACGAAUCUUAUACACCUCUACCAUCCAGGUCUAGAUUAAAGGAUAAUACCUCAAUCGGAUUUACCGAAAUCAACUCUGCGAUGACAUAUACAGAAGGUGAAUGUGAGAAAUUAGACCAGGGAUUGGAAAGUCUAAUGAAUAGCGUGGAUGAUGUUAUAAUGGAUUACGGAUAUGUAACUCAAGGACAAGGAAGAUGGGCUGGUGGCAAGGACACAUAUGCGGAUCGAGAAGAUGCAUAUAGUGAGAGUAAUUAUUCGCAAUGUUCGGAGAGUUUUGAAGAUGAUUCUGAUUUGGAGGGGUGGAUUUAA
Botrytis porri is the source of this 1467-nucleotide messenger RNA. RefSeq lists its product as uncharacterized. Lineage: Eukaryota; Fungi; Ascomycota; Leotiomycetes; Helotiales; Sclerotiniaceae. The coding region runs from base 1 to 1467 and encodes 488 amino acids. The transcript has a single exon. The record is from RefSeq and is a predicted model, not a curated record.